Molecule: messenger RNA, 939 nt
Organism: Lipotes vexillifer (Yangtze River dolphin)
Lineage: Eukaryota; Metazoa; Chordata; Mammalia; Artiodactyla; Lipotidae
Gene: HSD17B12
Product: hydroxysteroid 17-beta dehydrogenase 12
Exons: 11
Coding region: 1-939 (312 amino acids)
Cellular component (GO): endoplasmic reticulum
Molecular function (GO): oxidoreductase activity
Source: RefSeq, a predicted model, not a curated record
AUGGAGAGCUCUCUGCCUGCCGCCGGCUUCCUGUACUGGGUGGGCGCGGGCGCCGUGGCCUACCUGGCUCUGCGCAUCUCGUGCUCGCUCUUCACGGCCCUUCGGGUCUGGGGUUUGGGUCACGAGCCGGGGGUCGGACCGGGGCUCGGUGAAUGGGCAGUUGUCACGGGUAGUACUGACGGAAUUGGAAAAUCAUAUGCAGAAGAGUUAGCAAAGCGUGGAAUGAAGAUUGUCCUUAUCAGCAGAUCACAGGACAAACUGAACCAGGUUUCCAGUGAAAUAAGAGAAAAAUUCAAAGUAGAAACAAAGACCAUUGCUGUUGACUUUGCAUCAGAAGAUAUUUAUGAUAAAAUUAAAACAAGCCUGGCAGGUCUUGAAAUUGGUGUUUUAGUGAACAACGUGGGAAUGUCAUAUGAGUAUCCGGAAUACUUUUUGGAUGUUCCUGACUUGGACAGUACCAUCAAGAAACUGAUAAAUGUUAAUGUUCUUUCUGUUUGCAAGAUGACAUGGUUGGUACUGCCUGGCAUGGUAGAAAGAUCUAAAGGGGCAAUUCUGAACAUCUCCUCUGCCAGUGGCAUGUGCCCAGUUCCACUGUUGACCAUGUACUCUGCAACUAAGGCUUUUGUAGAUUUCUUCUCUAGGUGCCUCCAUGAAGAAUAUAAGAGCAAGGGCAUCUUUGUGCAGAGUGUCCUGCCCUACUUUGUAGCUACGAAACUGGCUAAAAUUCGAAAGCCAACUUUGGAUAAGCCCUCUUCAGAGACGUUUGUGAAGUCUGCCAUUAAAACCGUCGGCGUGCAAUCCCGAACCAACGGAUACCUGAUCCAUUCUCUUAUGGCCUCAGUAAUCUCAAGCCUGCCUUCCUGGUUGUAUUUUAAAUUGACCAUGAAUUUAGGCAACUCCACCCGGGCUCGCUAUCUGAAGAAAAUUAAGAAGAACUAA